AUGGAAGAAGACCUGAAACUGUCAGGAGAGAGUGGCCCGUUUCCUUCUCAAUGUCUGGACGACAAAGUUGAAAUAAGUUUGCCUGAGUCGGCUUUGCUGCGCAACGCCUCUAAACAGGUUAGUUCUAAUGCCUUGGAAACAUUUAUAGAAGCGGCGAAUCGGGAUAAAGACCUGAAACUGACCGAAAGGGACUUGGCAGUUGCGAAAGCUGUUUAUAAAACCUUAACGAGCAUAGAGUCUCUGUUCGACAACUACGGCAUUCCACAGUCCUGGGACGGUCAAAAGCUUGAAGACUUUCAAAACAUUGUGUACCGGCAGAUCGAUGAGAGCAAAUGUAUUUCGGGGAAAACACAAAAGGAUGAAGACGACUUUUCUGCGAGAGACGCUGCCAUAACUGACUAUUUUGAGAAACUGAAAAAACUCUUGAAAGACAUGGAAUUCAGUGAUUGCGCUUGGGAGACGGUUCGGCUUGAGGUUCUGAGUCUUCUACAGUUCAUUGUGGUGGAGACUUCAGAUAACGAGUUCUGGUCACGAAGAGUCUAA
Molecule: messenger RNA, 543 nt
Organism: Electrophorus electricus (electric eel)
Lineage: Eukaryota; Metazoa; Chordata; Actinopteri; Gymnotiformes; Gymnotidae
Source: RefSeq, a predicted model, not a curated record